CCUCCGGCCACCCUCGAGGCUCGUCGGGGAGGAGCCACCGCUUCCCGGGCUUCUUCCCGAGCGCAAAGCAACGGCCGCCGCCGAAGCCACCCCCGGCGCUCGCUCGGGAAGGGGAGGUCCUGCGGGCAGGAGGGAGGAGUGGCGGAGGCAGCGGCAGCGUGGCCGGACUCCUCCAGCCUCUUCUCCCAGGCAGUUCCUGCUCCCGGCCCGGGAGGCACCAUGGCCAGCAACGGGGGACGUGGAGGAGGAGGAGGAGGAGGAGGCGCCCCCUCUCUGGCGCGGAACGGGACCCCUUCGCCUCGGCGGGUGAAAAGGGGCUCGUCUGUCAGCAGCAGCUGCGGCGACUACGACCUCUCCGGCAAGGUGAUGCUGCUUGGCGAUUCAGGCGUGGGGAAAACCUGCUUCCUCAUCCAGUUCAAAGACGGGGCCUUCCUCUCGGGAACCUUCAUAGCCACUGUCGGCAUAGACUUCCGGAACAAAGUAGUGACAGUAGAUGGUGUCAAAGUGAAACUGCAGAUCUGGGACACUGCUGGCCAGGAGCGCUUCCGGAGUGUGACUCAUGCUUACUACCGUGAUGCACAGGCACUCCUCCUCCUCUAUGAUAUCACCAGCCGUAUGUCCUUUGACAAUAUUCGGGCCUGGCUCACAGAGAUCCAUGAAUAUGCCCAAAGGGAUGUGGUCAUUAUGCUGCUAGGCAAUAAGGCUGAUGUAAGCAGUGAAAGAGCAGUAAGAACGGAAGAUGGGGAGUCACUAGCCAGGGAAUAUGGAGUGCCUUUCAUGGAGACCAGCGCAAAGACCGGUAUGAACGUGGAACUGGCGUUUUUGGCCAUUGCAAAAGAACUCAAACAACGAGCUGUCAAUCAAUCAGAGGAGCCCAGAUUCCAGAUCCACGACUAUAUUGAGUCGCAGAAGAAGCGCACUAGCUGCUGUGCCUUCCUUUGAGGGAGACGGAUGUAAAGGCGGCCAGGGAGACCUUGUGCCAAGAAAAGAGGUCACGGCGCAGACUGGCACUUUGAAAAUGCAGGGGAAGGCACUGGCUAGUUUGGGGGGGGGGGGUUGAUCCUCUCCAAAGACAAUAUUUUUUAGAGAAUGCUGUUUGUAGACGAUAAGAAGUGUGUUGUGCCUGGUUUUUGGGGGGAAAGGUGUGUGGGGGGCAUAUAUGAAUGUGUGUGUGUGCUUGCGGACGUGCGCAAGGUAUUAUUACAAAGGCCAAGUGCGCCCACACGAUUGGCUGAAAUAUGCUUCAAGCAGAGAUGUAUACCAAGGCUCAGCUUUUCCAGAGUUAGAAGGAAAGGGAUGGGCCUCACCAAAUCUAAUCAAAUUCUGUUUGGCUGCCAUGCCACUGUCUUUCACCACCUACUUAGAUGGGGCCUGUCUGGAGCGGUGAUAAAACCACCUCUGCAGGACCAGUGGGACUGGGUGAUGGCAGAGAUGCAAGAUCUACAAAGAAAAAAAAGCAUCUCCUUCUGGCAGGCCCUUUAGGAGCAUUCUGUUUGAGGUCUCUUUCAGCAGGCUGAAGAGUUAAUGUCACAGCCAGAGCAUGACUGGCAGGGGGAAAGGCCACCACCCUUUUCCUUGCCCUAAAAGGUGAUGUUUUAUGUGAAAAAUUAAAUUAGCAGGGAUAUUUAGUAAUGAAGAAAGGAGACAGAUUUCCUUUUGACCUCUGGCCCCUUCCUGCUUCCCACACCCAAGGAUCCUGCAGCCAGGGCUCCUUCCUUCUCCUCCCUUCCUCCUCCUGCCCCAAGGAAAGGACCAGGAGAAGCAAGUAUUUAUUCACAGUGCCUGUUACGUCAGGAGAAUGCUCUGGAUGCACUGAGAUCACCGUGUAUUUUCCUGAGCAAAAACAAAAAUAUAUUUAAAAGUUGGCUCUUCUUUUCUUUUACAUCAAAUUAACAACUUUGGUCUAGGGAGGGAAUUUUACCCAUGUCGAAACAUCAUAGGCUCGGGGUGGUGUGGGGAACUUGUCACAUCUCUCCGGAAAACACUAGCACCCUCCAUUCCAGCUUUCCCUAUCUUGAUGCCAUCCAGAUGUGUUGGAUUGCAGGGCCCAUAAUCCACAGCAAAAGGCAGAAUUGCUUGGUGUUGAUGUGAGCUGUAGUCCAACAUAUGUGGAGGGCAUCAGGUUGAAGAAGAUUCUGUCUAUGCAGAUAAGUAGUUGGUGAUGCAAUCUUUAUUGAUCUUGUAAAGGAGUAAAAUUGUUUGCCCCUUGUAACUCCUUCAAUCUCUUAUAUAUUUUGGUAGGGUUUCGGGGAGUGAAGCAGGCUCCCUUUCCCAGUUCCUAUUAUUGAAGUAGCAUAGUUAAAUAAAUCCUGGAGCAUUUAUGUUUGGAGUGAGGCAAUGUCUCGUUUGUAGACAUCCAGAUCAUUCGAUUUGGACUCGUGCUUAAGGAUAUCAUUGUUCGUCCCCUACUGGAGGGAUCACAGGCAAUUCCUUUGGUCACCCCUGCCUAUAAUGUCUUGGCCACGAGGGACCCCUGAGCUGA
This is a messenger RNA of Pogona vitticeps (central bearded dragon), 2482 nucleotides long. It is a transcript of the gene RAB37, whose product is annotated as RAB37, member RAS oncogene family. The record is from RefSeq and is a predicted model, not a curated record. Gene Ontology annotation, molecular function: GTP binding; GTPase activity. Lineage: Eukaryota; Metazoa; Chordata; Lepidosauria; Squamata; Agamidae.